AAAAAGGACCUGAAGCUGAGUAUUGACAGAGAUUCAGCAGCAGGUUUAAAUGAGUUUGCUAACUUUUAAUUAAGUCCCAUUUUUAUUAAGGGGCCUGAAGUGGUACAAUGGUUAAGCAUUUGGCUGCUAACCAAAAGGUUAAAGUUGGAAUUCACUAACCAAUCCUUGGAAACCCUACGGUGCAGUUCUACUCUGUCUUAUAGGGUAGGUAUGAGUCAGAAUUGACUCAAUGGCAAUGGGUUUUAAUUAAACCUCUAUUUCUAAUGCCUACUGGUGAAAAAUAGGAUUCAUAUAAAAGAAAAGAAAAAAAUGCAUAGAGGAAAAACAAAACAAUAUUCUAAGAAAAUAUGAAAACAUUUACCAUUUUAAAAAUUUCUCUACAGGUCCAAAGUUCUCACUUCCCAACCAAGAAAAUUAUGAGAAGUAACUUUACUUCAGUGAAUGAGUUUAUUCUUCUGGGACUGACCAGUUAUUGGGAAUUACAGAUUGUCUUCUUCCUGCUAUUUCUGGUCAUUUACAUGGCCACAGUGGCAGGGAAUCUGGGCAUGAUUAUACUCAUCCAUGUCAAUGCCCAGCUCCACACACCCAUGUACUUCUUCCUGAGCCACUUAUCCUUUGUGGAUCUGUGCUUCUCCACCAAUGUGACUCCAAAGAUGCUGGAGAUUUUCCUCUCAGAGAAGAAAACCAUUUCCUAUUCUGCUUGUCUGGUGCAGUGUUAUUUUUUUAUUGCCUUGGUCCAUGUGGAGAUCUAUGUCUUGGCCAUGAUGGCCUUUGACCGGUACAUGGCCAUCUGCAACCCUCUACUUUAUGGCAGCAAAAUGUCCAAGAAUGUCUGUACAUCCCUCAUCAUGGUGCCUUAUGUGUAUGGAGCUCUCACUGGGCUGAUGGAGACCAUGUGGACCUACAACCUGGCCUUCUGUGGACCCAAUGAGAUUAAUCACUUCUACUGUGCUGACCCUCCACUGAUUAAGCUGGCUUGUUCUGACACCUACAACAAGGAGCUAUCCAUGUUUGUUGUGGCUGGUUUCAACUUCAGUUAUUCUCUCCUUGUUAUCCUCAUUUCUUACAUCUACAUAUUUCCAGCCACUUUGAGGAUUCGAUCUACAGAGGGUAGGCGCAAAGCUUUCUCUACCUGUGCUUCCCACCUGACAGCUGUUACCAUAUUCUAUGCAGCUCUUUUCUUCAUGUAUCUCAGGCCCCCCUCAGAGGAAUCUGUGGAACAGGGGAAAAUGGUGGCUGUGUUUUAUACCACAGUUAUCCCCAUGUUGAAUCCCAUGAUCUAUAGCCUAAGGAACAAGGAUGUGAAAGAGGCGCUAACUAAAGAACUAUUCAGAAGAAAAUUGCCUUUGAAAUAAACUUCAGUGCUCCUAUUGGCUAGAUUUUUUUAUUUGUUUGUUUGUUUUUAAUUUUAUAUAGCCUAUGAAUUAUUCUUAGGAAACCCUGGUGCCAUAGUGGUUACAAGCUACAUCUGCUAAUCAAAAUGUCAGCAGUUCAAAUCCACCAGGCCCUCCUUGGAAACUCUAUGGGAUAAUUCUACUCUGUCCUAUAGGAUUGCUAUGAGUCAGAUUCAACUCAAUGCCAACAGGUUUUGUUUCGGUUUUGGUAUGAAUUAUUCUUAGGGCUUAAUCUAAAAAUAAUUUGCCCAAACAUGGAUGGUUGUCUUGAGUGGAUAGGGAAGGGAAUAAGUCCUUAUAUUUCCAUUCAUUCUAUUCAAUGUUGACACUAGACCAAAUUACAUUUUCAUCUUUAUGGAGAAAUGGUGUCAUUACAUGAAGUCAUGUAUAAUUUUUUGCCGCUUAAGAGAAACUGGAGCAUGAUAGCACCAGUUAUAUUUUGUAAGAAGUGAUUUAUUUUCCUCAAACAAGUCACUUAGUAUUUCACCUAGGUUAAAGACAUUACAUUGUAAUGUAGUCAAUAACAUUCUGUGUGGGUUGACCUCUGGGUAUCUCUCUCAGGCCUCUCAAAACAUGCUCUGGUGGCUAUCUGCAUUCCAGUCUCCCUGGCCUUUUUCAUUCCCUUAAUACAGAACAUUAUUUAUCUUUCUUUUGGGUUUCACAUUUGUUCUUCCCUCUGCUCAGAAUGUUUUUCCUCAUCUCUUAUAUAUCAGAGAAAAUUUUCUGAGUUAAAUCAUAUAAUAUGUUUAUAAUUAUUAUAUAAUAUCAAAACUCUAUGUGUCACUGUUUUGGGGAACUCGUCACAGCUGCUACUUUACAGUCAUGAACCUUUUGAUUAGUACCUUAA
Molecule: messenger RNA, 2241 nt
Organism: Loxodonta africana (African savanna elephant)
Lineage: Eukaryota; Metazoa; Chordata; Mammalia; Proboscidea; Elephantidae
Product: olfactory receptor 5M8-like
Exons: 1
Coding region: 348-1355 (335 amino acids)
Biological process (GO): sensory perception of smell; G protein-coupled receptor signaling pathway
Cellular component (GO): membrane
Molecular function (GO): G protein-coupled receptor activity; olfactory receptor activity; odorant binding
Source: RefSeq, a predicted model, not a curated record